This is a messenger RNA of Acanthoscelides obtectus, 1881 nucleotides long. Lineage: Eukaryota; Metazoa; Arthropoda; Insecta; Coleoptera; Chrysomelidae. The record is from the annotation of a GenBank genome assembly.
AAGUGGUUGUUGAAAUGUGCAUCCAGCUGUGCCUUUCUUAGCAUUCCAAGUGUCAAGUGAACCUAUAUAUCACAUGCAGAAACGUAUCUAAAAUAUUGUGUAUGCUUGCACAAUAACAAAAUGCGCCAAGCUUCAUCAGCUCUCGGAUCAUUCAAUCUAUCUAGCCUUGAUAAGUGUGCAGCGUAACUGCAUAUUAUUUAAUGAGAAUCAAUUAUCGUUUAAAUAUCGUUGUUUAACCCUAUAAGGUUCAAAAUCAUCAACAUAGUUGAACACGUGUAUUUACACUCUGCAUUCCGAUCUUAAAUUAGACUGUUUUUCUUGUCUUUAUAACGAUGCCGACCCGUGUAGAACUGUUCUGCUUUUGUGUCUUCGUAUGUUCUGUGUCAGCAGACUAUUGGAGCGAAAGGGAUGCAAUCAUCGCAAAGGAACAGACGCGAAGCGUUGGCGGACACCUACGGUUGACUGACAGAGAGGAAAAGGUGAACAAGAUACUGAUGCGAUAUAAAUAUAAGGAGUUAGACGAUGGACUGGUUCACCCAAAGAACUUUCUGGCUGGGCAGCACUUUUUCAAUGCCAAGAAGGAAAUUGAGAGAUCCAAGGUGUUCAAUCUAAUAAAGAAGCUUCCUAAAGGAGCAUCUCUGCAUUCACACGAUAUGGGCCUAGUAUCCUUCGAGUGCCUCUAUAAUCUGACCUAUAAGGAUAAUUUGUACGUCUGUACGAACGAUGGCCCGUAUAGACUCCAGUUCUUCGGGGACAAAGUAGACAAGGAUUGUGACUGGCAACUGGUGAGCACCCUCCGACAAUCAAAUUCCAGUUUCGAUUGCGAAUUGAAGAAGAGGUUGACGUUGGUUGUCGAUGAUCCGCACGUGGCGUAUUCAACUUUGAACAAAGUGUGGAAGGCGUUCGAGGACAUCUUCGUAGCAGUCACCGGGUUGCUAGGAUACGAGCCAAUAUGGAGGGAAUACUUCUACGAAGCAAUGAAAGAACUUUACGAGGAUAACGUGAAGUAUUUAGAAUUUCGAGGAAUUCUUCCUCAAGUAUAUGAUACCAAUGGAAAAAUAUACGACCCGUUUGAAGUUGUGGGAUUAUACUACGAUACAUUGAAGAAGUUUAUGGAAGACUAUCCUGAUUUUCAAGGUGCAAAGUUUAUUUAUACUCCUUACAGAAAACUGGAUAACAAAACGAUACAAGAUCAUAUUGUGAUUUAUGAGAAGCUGAAGACACGUUAUCCAGAUUUUAUUGCUGGGUUCGAUUUGGUUGGCCAGGAGGACGCAGGUUUUCCACUGACAAGUUUCAUCAACGAACUAAUUCCGAUGCAACAAAACGGAACGCCUUUCUUCUUCCACGCCGGAGAAACUAACUGGCAAGGUGCGACUACGGAUCUGAAUCUGCUCGAUGCGGUUCUGUUAGAUACGAAAAGAAUAGGCCAUGCGUUCGCACUGGUCAAACAUCCCGAAAUAAUGAAAAUGGCCAAGCAUAAGGAUAUUGCUGUGGAGAUCUGUCCUAUUUCUAAUCAAGUUUUGAAAUUGGUGGACGAUAUCAGGAAUCAUCCUGGUGCUGUAUUGGUAGCCAACGACUACCCUGUGGUGAUAGCACCUGACGAUCCUACAUUCUGGGGAGCUAAAGGUUUGAGUUAUGACUGGUAUAUCGCGUUUAUGGGAAUGGCUAGCAGAGAUGACGAUUUGAGGCUUUUGAAGCAGCUGGCCGAAAACUCCAUCAAAUACAGCGCGACGACUACCAGUGAGAAGAACGAUAUGUUUCAACAUUGGCAGGAGGAUUGGAACAGAUUUUUGGAUGAAGUGCUGAAAGAAGAAAACAUUAUAAAUUGUAAAUGUAACAGUAUACGUUGUCAGCCAAAUUAAAUAUCACAUGUGGAGUAUC